Osmia bicornis bicornis is the source of this 4006-nucleotide messenger RNA. RefSeq names its product GSK-3-binding protein-like. Gene Ontology annotation, cellular component: cytoplasm. Lineage: Eukaryota; Metazoa; Arthropoda; Insecta; Hymenoptera; Megachilidae. The record is from RefSeq and is a predicted model, not a curated record. The transcript has a single exon. The coding region runs from base 1174 to 1677 and encodes 167 amino acids.
UGCAGCUUCUCUCCCUUUACCCUGCGACCCCUGAUCAUGCUAUUUUGUCGAAAGCUUAAACGCUUCUUAGGAGUAAGAGGGUACAUACAAGUUGACUCAUACGAAUUACUUCAUGCGAGAAAUGCAUGCUUAUUAGAAACCCAACAGCGAUCGGAGUAAAGUUGUUUCACCUUAUGUGUUCAAAUAUGGUAUUCCGAAGGGGCAGGGGACCGAGGAACAAGGAAGUAGCAUAGGUAUUAUCGAUUCGCCAGAGCUCACGAGUUAACGGUUUGUUUACACGAGCGUGGGGGAAAGUGCGCAUGCGCCGCAGAACCAAAACAAUAAUAAGAGAGUAGAAGGUUUGUGGCUGGCGGAUGAGCGGUCGCUCGCUUGGGCGUACGAACGAACGUUGCUGUACUUUUAAUUCUCGUACGUGCACAAGGCCCGUUUCAACGAAAAAGCGUUCAAGUUUAACCUUUCUCAAACGGUUUAGUCAACGUUCGUCCAACUAUUCAUCGCAUGUGUAUAUUUCUCGUUUCUCAACGUACACGCUGCCCGAGCCAGAACCAGACUUGCGUCAAAACGUGUAUUAUUGUGCAACGUGCGUUCGGCUCGAAAUGUAAUACGAUCGAGCAACAAUGUUGCUGAAGUAAUCACUAUCAAGUGGCCGAAGGAAUGAAGAGGAAUUCGUACAUAUCGAACAAAGUACCGUGUGUAACGAACCGGUGUGUGCGUUAACGUGAGUGCAUUCAUUCAAUUCGAAGCAAAGCACCAAGCAAAACUUGAUGAGUCGCUCAACAUUCGAGAAAAGGAAAGGUUUCAGAGAGGGGGAAGGAUAGAUGGUGCGUAUUUACCCAGUGAAUCACGCGUUCCAUGCGAUUAUGAGACGUGGUUGCUAGUUUAGGCCAUCUAUGUUUACACGAACGUUUUUCUCAAAAUACAUUCGUAAACAUCCAUGUGGAUGAAGAGUCGGAGAAACACUGAGUACUUACCUGUCUGACUGUAUAAACAAGUGUUUUGCAUUAGCAAAAGAACUUGCAGUGAAGAGCAUUUACGUGUAUCUUUGAAAAAAAGGGAAAGAGAAUUUUAUUGUAGUCUCUACUCGCCCGUAUUACACAGACGUGGAGGUGUAAACACGACGUUCGUGCCAUUGUCCUUUUGUUCUCAUAGCCGGCAAACGGGGGAAAGUACGCCAUGCCGAGCGCUGAAGAAACAACAUACCUGAUCGAAGUAGUGCCUAACACGACGCAGGACUUCCUCUCCCGCGACGUAGACCUCCUCGUCUCACAGAUCAAGGAGAAUCUUCGAUUGUCUAGCUUAAAGGCCAAGUCGAGUAUCAGUUAUAAAAAUCGCCCCUCGCCCUAUCAAAUACCGUCGAGGUCGUGGGCAGAUCCGAAUAGCUGUGAAGUAUGUGGCACGAAGAAUGCCGGAACUCACGAUCAUCGUCAUCACAUAAGUCAUCAUCACAAAAGAUCCACCGCCAGGGAGGACGAUCCUUACGAGCUUCUGCAAGAAUUGCUGAGAGAAGGUGGUUUGAUAAAGGAGGCUGUGAAGAGACUUCAAACGAAUCUCGACGACCUGGAUAAUUCGGAGGAAGAGGAGGAUGACCAACGGUCGGCGGUAUACAGAAGGAAACCAUAUUUUUAUGACUCCGAGGAUGAACAAUUACCGCCGGUAUACGAGCCGCUCGAGCUGUGAAAUUAAAUUAUUUAGUCGGCUUCGUCCGUGGUUACAAUUUUUUGUCUAGAUCAAGGUGAAAACUUUCGGUGUUCCUCAUUUACUUUCGAUGUGUGUACGAAAAGUGUCGUUAGGCAUGAACAUUCGUCUCGGGAAUCGAAAGAAAGUACAACGAGGUAAACAUAAUUAGCCAAGAACCCGCCUUACAUGGCCGUGUUUGUAAAUAUAGUAUGUUGUUAUUCAAAGCAGUUUCACACAUGGCUUCGUGCAACUUCGGCUAAGAUCGCCGCUCUAUCGACAAUCCACGAAGCUUACGUGGAAGACAUGGCUGCCUCGAUUCAAGCUCUUGGACUCGAUUUACAUGACAACAUUCGUCGGGUUUUUUUUUAACUACCAGUUCGUCUCUCUUUGAAUAAGAAAGAGUUCCUGAGUGCUAUUCUCGUCCAGGGUAACAGAAGUGCGACAGUCACCGAUGAAAUUACCAAGUCGCUCUUAUGAUUUGUUUCUUUGUUCGGUCGACAAGCUUGGAAAUUUUCAUUCAUUUAGUUCGUUAUUUUUCUCGCAAUUGUACAAAUAGUUUAUACAACAGUCAUUUGAAGGAAAAGAAACGUUGGCGAAUUUUUGCCACUUGACUCAGACGACGAAAUAAUAAACCAAGUAACUGUACACCUUUGCAAGCUCAUCUGUUACCUCUGUUAUAUGAUUAGAACUUUUGUAAUAGCAUGAAAUACGGAAAAAAGAGCACGUGUAUGAACGAGAAGUAUCCUAUAGGAUAUUAUAGUUGAACAAUUUACCUCGAUUUAUUCGGGAUGAUAUGGUCCAGUUACUAGUAGAAGAAUAAUAAAUUGUCUAAUAAGGAGAAGUUACGACUUGAGAGAACGCGUUUUGGACGAAAUGGGGCUUGAAACAUAGACAAUGCGAAGUAGAAAUAAUUCUGAAAGAUCGACCAUUAACUCUUUGAUUUCAAUUUGAAAAAAAAUACAAAUUUUGAAGGCACAAGUGUAAAACAUUUAAGUUAUUAAUUAGAAGUUCGGUAUUUAAGGUUCAUGCGUAUAGUAUGCUUCAGUUUGUGAAAUAAUACUCAUGGUUAUGUCACUCCUAGUAUUGAAUUCAAUGUCGCUAUGAUUGGUCAAUUAUCAAGAUAGAGACGGAUUUGAGGGUGAAUGAGUAGGAAAUGAAAUGUUGAAACCGAUUAUUUGAUGUAUAAGGACAGAUUAUGGAACGGAAAAUGUAAAUUUAUGAGGAUUACACGAUAUAAUUUGUGAAGUAACUUUUUUUAUACUGAAACUAAAGCGUUAAUGGAUAAUCUUUUAAUCGUACACAUUAGUGUUUAAACACUUUCCGCCCAGGAUCGGACCACCGUAGAAUCCUGCCGUUAUUCUAGACUGCAUUUAAAAGCACACUCAAAGGGGGGCUAAAUUCACGUGGUCGGUCACUACAGUUCGUCUCACAGGGGGGGUAACUUACUUCGUUUGGGUGGAAUGUGUUAGUCCAAUUUCGUUGAAGCACUCAACCAUUUCGGGACUUCUCUUUGUAAGAAUCAAUCAACGAAUUAGAAGGUCUUUACGCGUUGGAGCAUUGCAACUUGAAGGAUAGUGAUCUCAUUUAUUUGUUUUUAUUCGUGCGCCACGAACAGGACUAUUUGAUUGAUUGUGAGAAACAUGAAGGGUUAUUGGUUGAGUCGCUUUCGGUUAAGUUCCAUAAUUAAUGCCCACGAGUCUACCGUUCUCGUGGACUAUAGCAGACUUCUUUGAAUAGACAGCACAGCCGGCUUGUAAAAAGUUAUGCGAGCGCGUGGGCUUGUUACAAUCGACACGUAGAUUUAUAUUUGCUCCGCAUAUAUAGUACAUAGUUAUUUAUCACUAUCAAUUGUUAGCGACGUAACAAAUGCUGUACGCGCGUGUAAAUUUGUGUAUAUAGAAUACAUUGCAUGCACAUCCGUGACUGGCUUAACGGUACAGCAUGAUUCAUUUACGAAGGACUUGGCGCAAUAAUUGAUUUGUGUAACGACGUGACAUUCUGACAACCAGAAAAGUAAAUAACGUGUGCGAUGUCACACAUGUGUCAUAUUUGCGCAGUGUACAAACGUUAAUGAGUUAAAUACAAAUGUUGAGUUAGACCGUAAUUCCGGUGAAUACGUGAUUAUACGAGACGAAUGAAUGUUGAAUUAGUGUGUUUUCCUUCGAUAUCGUGUGAAGUUUUGUCUGCGCAGGUAUAAGUGUAUAGAUUAUGAGAGAUACUUCUUUAAAUUUACCCUUCAAGCGUAAAUUAAGGAUGCUGUACCUCGUUGUGAUGACCGGAUUUGUUGUCCGGCUAACCUUAAUUAUGAAUAAAGAAAUAAAACAUUUAA